This is a messenger RNA of Alnus glutinosa, 1166 nucleotides long. Its product is annotated as protein ABA DEFICIENT 4, chloroplastic. The record is from RefSeq and is a predicted model, not a curated record. Lineage: Eukaryota; Viridiplantae; Streptophyta; Magnoliopsida; Fagales; Betulaceae. The transcript has 6 exons. Bases 280 to 996 code for a protein of 238 amino acids.
CUGUUCAGAGCUCAGCUGAGUAAGAGACAAACGUUAGUGCGAGUGGGACUUUUAGUGCUGCUCUACUGUACCAGACUUGGCUCUUAUUAGCUAGUGCGCAAUAUCACCGUCUUUGCCUUUCUCUCUAUCUAAGCUGCGUGUCUAUACUGCAUUCCUCCGAGUGGAAAGCUGUCCCCUUUACCGUCCUCCUGGACUCUGCAUUUUCUAUAUAGUAAUAUACUGGCUCAUGAAGAAGCUAUUGGUGUUGUCUUCAUUGUCAGCUAUCUGGGUCUUGAAAACAUGGGAUUCUCUUCUCGCCUUUGCCACUCGCCAAUCUCACUCAAGAUUGACCUCUUGGGCCAGUCUAUAGGACCUUGGCGGGAUGUCAGAACGGGGUUUUCUCUACGAAGUAAUGGCUCUGAACUUUGUGGCCAACGGGUUGCAAGAGUGGGAGUCGACUUACACUGUGAAUGGAGUUUCAUAGGAGGAUCAAGAGUUAUUUUUAAACCAAAACUUGCAAGAUGUGUUCUUUAUCAAAAAAGCUCUGGAGUAUACGCUUCAUGGUUGUCAAGUUCUCAACUUGCUAGCAGUGUUUUUUCUUUGGGAACAGUAGCUGUUCUCCCAUUUUAUACCCUCAUGGUUCUGGCUCCUAAAGCUGAGCUGACUAAAAAAUCUGUGGAAAGCAAUAUACCCUACAUUGUUCUUGGACUUCUAUAUGCAUAUCUAUUAUACCUCUCUUGGACGCCUGAAACAAUCAGCAUGAUUUUUGCAAGUAAAUACUUGCUGCCAGAGCUGCCUAGCAUCGCAAAGAUGUUCUCAAGUGAGAUGACUUUAGCUUCUGCAUGGAUUCACUUGUUGGUUGUAGAUCUCUUUGCUGCAAGGCAGGUUUAUAAUGAUGGACAGGAAAACCAAAUUGAGACGCGGCAUUCAGUUUCUUUUUGCCUGCUUUUUUGUCCCAUUGGAAUCCUUACUCAUGUCAUCACCAAAGCAGUGAGCAAAAGUUCCAGAACUUCCUGACAUGUCAUGUUCAUGAUUCACUUUGCAGAAACAAUCAAGCAAUGGAUUUAUGAAUUUGAAAAUUUUCAAAACUCUAAUUGGAAUGAAUAUUGUUUCAACUUCAUCAGAUAUUAAUGAAUGCUGAGUUUUUAUUGUUUCCUUUUAUCAAAUAUACAUGAUUUGGACUCAAA